AUGCCAAAAAAAAAACGUGGUGUUAGAGAAAAAAAGGGUAAAAAGAAUCCUUGGUUAAACGAAAGAGAAACAUUAUCUUACGAACAACAAAUUUUGGACAAUAAUAGACAAUUAGCACGACUGCGUAGUACUAAUGAAGAACUUGAACAUGAAGUUAAAACUAUAAAACAACAGUUUGUAAAGCUUGAAGAAGAUCGUUCAGAUAUCGUGGCAUAUUUGAAACGCAAUCUAGAAGAGAACAUCGAAGAAGCACGCGAAUUAAAUGAACGAAUAUCUGCUUUGGAAGAAUUGAGAAAAAAUGAGUUAGCUUCAUUUAAAAAAAAGGAAACAGCAAUGGAACUUGAAUAUCGCACUAUGGAAAGUAAUUUGAGUGCGGAGGUCAAACUAACAGCUGGAAAAUUAAAUGCAUUAGAGGAUUGGAGAAUAGCACGACUUGAUUUAAUGCAUAAAUUUGAAGUGCAGGAACAACAAUUAAAAGAACAAGAAGAAAGACAUAAAAACGCGCUCCAUGCUGCUGAAAAAGCAUUAAUCGUUGGAAAAGCUAAAAUGCAAAGAGAAAUGGAAGAACGACUAAAUGAAUUAGCUGAAAAAUUCAGAGAAGCGACUAACAUUCGUAUAGCAGAUACUACUCAUAGAGCAGUAAGAGAAAACAUUGCAUUAAAUCAAGAAUUAGAUAUGAUGUUGGAAGUUAGUCGUGAAUUAUAUUCCAAUACUAUGGAUUACAAAGAAGCAGUUAAAAUGCUAAAAUUACAAGCCGAUUUGUUUGAAGAAGAAAAAAAUAUCACUUUAAAUAAAACAAUUAAACAAAAGAAUUUGAUUACUAAUCUUGCGCAAGAUUGUAAUGACAUGAAUAAUAAAUAUUUGAGAUUAAAACAGUUUAAUGAUCAUCUUAUUAGUCAUGUAGCAGUAUUAGAAGAAUAUAAAGAGAGAUCUAUUAUAGCUGAGAAUAAAGUUCACAUUCUUGAACAACAUUUACAACAAACUAUAGAAAAUAAAACUCAAAUAUUAGCAGAAGUUUGUUCCAAACAACUAGAGUUUGACAAUCUAAAUCAAAUAUUACAAGAGGCUCAAGAACGUAUAAUGAAAGCAUUACAGUUGCAAGGAAAAUUGUCUAAAGAGGAUGUAUGCAGUUCUUGUCAUAUUGAUCUUAAAGAACAAGUACUUUCCUCUCUUCUUAAUAUAUUACAAAAGGAAUCCAUUCCUAGUAUAUCAUCACACCAUAUAAGUCAUCAGGAAGAAGACAUAACAUGUUACUACCAGAAAGGUAGUUUGGGUUUAUUGCAAAACACUAUAGAUAAAGUUAAAAUAGAAAAGGAUAAACCCGGAGAGGACAAAUCUCUAGAAACCAAAAAAGAAGAAGAAAAGAAAUCUUUAUCUACAGAGGAGAUAAUACCAUCUUGUUUAUUACACGACGAUAGUUCUGAUAUGAUUAAUCAAUCAAUUGAUUAAAAAAAAAUUAAUAAAUAAAAGGAAUAAUACGUUAACAAAGAGUAUCUGUGAAUGUUCGUUUAAAUUUAAUUCGUCCUACUGACAAUUUCUAAAUUCUAUUUAUUCGUUCAGUCUUUAACUUUGAUAUAUGACUAUUUUAUUCGAGUAUUAGGUUUCUAUCAAAAUAAGAGAAGCUUGGUUUAGAAUUCCGGUUUGUAUUGGGUGUAUAUACUUAAGUAAAUAUUAAUAAAUAGGUAUGUACAUUAUAGAACUUGUGUUUUUGUGCCUUGAGGAGGAUCAGACUUGUAUGCGGCCUAGACCUUGCAAGAAGGUGAAAGUCGCGAGGUCGAGAUUAAUCUCUCAUCUUCGUACUUUCUCAAAAAUAUAUAAAUUUUUAUAA
Molecule: messenger RNA, 1828 nt
Organism: Polistes canadensis
Lineage: Eukaryota; Metazoa; Arthropoda; Insecta; Hymenoptera; Vespidae
Exons: 6
Coding region: 1-1449 (482 amino acids)
Cellular component (GO): ciliary basal body; cilium
Molecular function (GO): microtubule binding
Source: RefSeq, a predicted model, not a curated record